Messenger RNA from Haliotis rufescens (red abalone), 8918 nucleotides. RefSeq names its product WD repeat-containing protein on Y chromosome-like. The coding region runs from base 498 to 4202 and encodes 1234 amino acids. The transcript has 22 exons. The record is from RefSeq and is a predicted model, not a curated record. Gene Ontology annotation, molecular function: calcium ion binding; protein binding. Lineage: Eukaryota; Metazoa; Mollusca; Gastropoda; Lepetellida; Haliotidae.
GUCCAAAGGAAUAAUAUGAAAGGAGAGAGUAUUUGCAGUGAUAUUGGCUGGUUUAUGGAACAAUGACAGUGUUUGUGUCCACAUGUUACUUGUGAACGGGGAAUACUGGAGAGAAGUGGCAUGUUGAUCUCAUCACUGACCUUGGUCAGUUGUGGUUAUUUCCAGAGAAGUUUGUGAAAAUUUGGACUGUUCCAGAUGGAUGGCAAAUGAUUGGUUCAUUAAACCUCAUUCGUUAAGAUCGUGGGGUAGUGUUGUGUUUCAUGUCUUAUCUGGCAAAGAAAUGACAAACCUUGAACAGAAUGCAUUCAUGCAGUUUGAGGAUUUGUGGACAAGACCAAAACUCCACUGAAAAUGAAUCCAUAUAAACAGAUAACGGAAUAUACGGACAGGAAUGGAACCAUUCAAACCACAUGUUCAACAAGGAUUAAUUUGAUCAUUGUUACAAUGAAGAAGAUUUGAUCAUUUUGUAUUAAGGCAGAUAGUUGUCAGAAUAAAUAAUGAUGAAGAAAGUUAAGAGACUGUCUUUGGCUCGAGCUGUCCAUUUUGCUGAACCAGAAGCGAUAUCCCCAAGAUCUGUAAGAUCAGAUCCAGUUCUGUCUGUGCGUCUGCCACCACUGCAGACGUCUGCCCAAGAUGUCUGUAACAGGUCUACAGACGGGAAACAGUUGGAAGAGCACUUCGGGGAGGACUUUUACGUGUCUGAUGAUGACGCCCACUGUGCUGCUUCCCCAUCUGAAGCACCCCUCAGUGCACUGGACCUUGUCCGCAAACAUUUCAGUCACAUCAAGUCAUUCCUGGAGAUGAAUUUUGACCAGGAAUCUGACGACGGUUUCAACAAGGCUGAGAAUGUCCGCCUUGAGGAGCAUAUCAAGCUGCAGCAUCUGGAGCAGUUGCUCCACGAGUUUGAGAUCCACGACCCCGAGGACAUCCUCAUCCAUGAGGAGACCGGCUACUUCCCUGCCAAGGUCUUCAAGAGGACCCCAGGGUGUAUGAACGUGGAAGAGUUCAAAAACACCAUAUCCAAGGUGCUGGAGACCAAUGAAUAUGAUGACUACUUGGAGAGGCUCUUCACCAAGCUCGACACGUCGUGUGACGGGUACGUGGACUGGGAUGAGUUCUGCACUUAUCUCCUGCUGCUGUACCGGGAGAACGACUACCUCCGCACCAAGAAGGAAAUCCCCUUCCUUGUGGAGCCCAAGAUCAGACAUGCCGUACACAACAGGCAAGAAACUACUACCAAGAUCAUAUCUGUUGAAAACCCUACCCGAUAUUUAACAAUAAGUAAGGAAGGGGGUAUGAGUGUGUGGAACUCCAACAUUUCGUAUGAGAGGAAUUAUGUCAUCGAGGACGACACCACAGAGACAAUAGGUCAGAAGCGUCGCUUCAAGAUGUGGAUCACAGAUGUCGUCUACAUGCCCAACUGUCAUAAGAUUGCCAUCGGAUCUACCAGUCGAGACAUCCGCUUCUAUGAUGUUUCCACCACCCAGUAUUUUGAAGAAUUCCAUUUGUUUGCAAUGACUGAUGUACCCUACUGCUUUGACUACUGGUAUGACCAGAAGAACCCCAACAAUCGGUCCCUGCUUGCCUUCGGUGUGGACUCCGGGGACAUCAACCUCCUCUACUUCAACAAACCCAUCACACAGCUGUUCGAGACCCCCUUCCAGAGUGAAGGGGGAGUUCAGAAGAUAUUCAUGCAGGACCUGCACCAGCACACCAAGUAUGUCCAGUUCUCUGUUCUGUCCAACAUCCACCCCGGGAUCAUCAGACAGGUCCGCUUCCUGCCAGACAGUGACUCCAUCAUCUCUUCCUGCGACAGUGACCGCAAGUCAGUGGUCAUCUCCGAUGUCCAGAGCCUGAAGCGGUCUUAUGUCUUCCGAGUAGAUAAGGGUGUUGAGUGUUUUGACUACAACAAGAACAUCAACAUCCUGGCAACUGGUAGCUCCGACCACUACAUCCGUCUGUGGAACCCGUACGUCACGAGUAAACCAAUCACAGUCCUUGUUGGUCAUGCUACUGGCGUCAUCGGUAUUGCUAUUCAUGAGGGUUUCCGACAAGUGUUCAGCUAUUCCAAGGAUGCGGUGAUAAAGGUGUGGGACAUCCGAGAACACACUUGUCUUCAAACGGUGCAACUCAAGUUCCCUAGCAGCAUCCACGGACGGAUGCCAGAACACGGUCAGUUCCCUCUCCACUUGCAGGGGGCGCCACACAGCGCAGUGCUCGUUACCAGCAACGACUACAUCGGCAUGCUGAAGCUUGGGCAGGUGGCAGCACCACAGAGCGUAAUGCCCACCACACAUGAUACACAGCUGUGUUGUGCCAUUUACAACCACUUCUUCAAACAGGUCGUAACCGGCUGUGACUCGUCCUGUAUCGCUGUCUGGGACAUUGAGAGUGGCAGGAAGUCUAUUGUGUUCUCCAAUGCCCAUGGAGACGAGGAGAUCACCUGCAUGGUCUUUGAUGAGACGUACAGGAGACUCAUGACCGGCGCCAGGAAUGGCACCAUCAAGGUCUGGAACUUCCAGAAUGGCCAUAACCUGCACAAGCUGGAGGCUGCAGCAGAGGCCGAGGUCACCGGGAUCCUGCCAGUCCGGGACAAGAAGAUGAUCCUGUCAGUGGGUUGGAGCAGACUGCUCACCAUCUACGACGACUCAGACCAGGACAACAUGUACAUCACUGCCAACCAAGACUGGAAAGGGGGACAACUCCACAAAGAUGACAUUCUCUCCAUCGACUUCUGCCCACCGAACUUUGUUGCAACAGCAGGAUUUGAUGGGGAAAUUAUUGUAUGGGAUUUGGAAACAGAAAAAAUGUUUAUAAGACUACGGAAAGGACAACAAACAAAUUUAAAUAGGAAAAUAGAAGAUUUAACAGCUUCUUUGAAAAAUGAACGACCUAAUUCUAGGCACAAGAAAAAGCAUCGAGUCCAGAAAGGUGAGCCGGUUCCAGUGGACAAGGUGAUGUUCCUGCGAGACCGGGCUGCCAUCAGGUUCACGGAGAGUGCCGUGGUGGUGUCCAGUGAAGGGGGGGUGCUUCAUUGGUGGAAUAUCUACACCCCGAAAUCAGAGCUAGGUUUCUUCAGUGCAACAGACAGUGUGGAUGACUCCGUGUUAGCCAUGUGUUCAAAACCAAGGAACACAGCCGUGAUUACAGGGGAUACAGCCGGGAAUAUCAAGGUGUGGGACACCUCGGACUACUGUGUCAAGCCAGACCCGAGACAUCGAGUCAGGACACGGCCGCCCCUGGAAGCAGCAUUCAAGGCCCAUGAUGCAGCAGUGGUCAGUGUGGAGUACCUGGAACACGAUAGCCGGGGCUUCAUCCUCAGUGCCUCCACUGACAAGACUGCCCGCCUCUGGACAAUGGAGGGCUACUACGUAGGGACCUUCGGUCAGAAAUUCCCAUGGGAUCUGAACGAUGCCUCCACAUGGGCCCACCCGAAGACACCUUUCAACAUGGAUGAUGAAGAGAAAGAUGAAUCCAACACUGAGGGGACGGAGGCCCCCAAGAAAACCUCAACGACCUCUACGCCUCGGGAGGACAGUGAUGUGGAGGAAGAACUGGAGAGAGGAGAGGACAAAGAGGAGACAACUGCUGAGGAGGAACAGCAAGAUGAGACUGACAAGCCUGAAUCAAAGACCAAACUAGAAGCACGGCCUAUGUCUGUAGUUGUCCGUCCUGCCAAGUCUGUCAGCAGUGAAUUCCCCCGAGAUGCCAAGUUGAAGUAUCGGUCACAGACAUUCGCGUUCGGGUUUGAGAGAACAGACCCUUCUAAGACAUUCCUUGGGGUGAAGGUAGAGAAGGAGUUUGCCCGUAAGAAGCUAGACCGCCAGGAGCGCCGGACUGUGUUCGGCGAGAUCAACCGAGGCACGACGUCCAGAUUUGGCAAGCUGUGUUCUCCAUACCAGGCACUGACCACCACGGACUUCAAGGACGUCCAGCUUCCAGAUAAACUGCCGGUCAGUGAUCGACUCAAGAGUCUUGGUUUUACCGGCAUCAAGCCCACUGAGAGUGAUAUCACCGCAUUAAACUUCUCGUAUGAAGUUCCGGACUCGCCCCCUAGUGGGGAGGACACUUCCUUCUCACGGGGGAACCUCACCAGUAAAGGAUCUGACAGUUCUACUAAACUGCCGCCUAUCAAAUCUGGGCGGUGGUCAAAGUUCCCGGAUAAAUUGGGUGGCUCGAAAAAGUCAUCAACUGUUGCAUAAUGGAUCCAGAAUCUCCAGUAUGUGAGGAAGAUUAUGCUACUAUAUCUAAGCAGUUUUGUGGAAGAUAUUAUCACAACAUAUGCUUUUCAAUACAACACCGAACAGGGAGAUGGCAAUUCCAGUAAAUUACUGGAAGUCUUUAUUUUCUGCUUGUUUUGGAAACGGAAUUAAAUCAACUCUCCAUGAUCAGAUUCACUAGGUUUUCAUCAACAAAGUUUCAACAGGAUAUCCAUCAAUAACAAGAUCCUGAAUGUUACACCUGCAGAUAGAUAAAAGCAGACAUAAUCUAUAGUUUCAACAGGAUAUCCAUCAAUAACAAGAUCCUGAAUGUUACACCUGCAGGUAGAUAAAAGCAGACAUAAUCUAUAGUUUCAACAGGAUAUCAAUUAAUAACAAGAUCCUGAAUGAUUUCACGGCAUGUUUUGCCAAACUCUGAAAGGACUGCUUUGCAAAGUGCUAAUAAAUAAAGGCAUCACUUAAAUAUUGAAUGUAUGAUUUAAAUGGUGGAUAAAAAUGAACUAUAAGCUUUUUAACAACUUGAAAUCCCAUUCAGAAUAUAAAAAUGUAAUUUAACUAACCAUUGCAGAAGAUCACUGAAACAACAUCUUGAAAUUUCAAGUUGUUUGUAUAUCAUUUUCAAGCAUGACUAGGUUCAUAAUGUAGUGCAAAUUCUUUAAUUUGACCUCUGUCAACAUUUGUUUAACAACAAUAGCUGAAUUACAUGGUAUAAGUGAAUUGACAACUCAAAAAGGAAAGAUUAUUUUUCCAGGGAUGAAAUGGAAUUCUGCAUUAUUUAUCAAUGAACAAUCUGUGCCUGUUCGUUGCACAGAAUGUAUUAUAAUAUUUUCAGUAUUUAAGACUUUUUCUGGAAACUAGCUUCUACUGUUUCAUAGUCCUUGAAGUUGUUGUAGGAGAAUAGUACAUAAAAAUGUGCUUACCACUGCAUGAGUAAGUGAAAGAGUGCUUGUUUAUCUUGUGUUGUGUUCUGGGUCUGUUCCAUAUUAUGGACAGGUUAACAUCCAUCAACACUUUCACGACACUACACACUGUAAAUUGAGAUAAUGGCUGAUUGUCCCGCCUUGACCUUGAAGCACACUGUUCUCUGUCUGCACCAGCGAUGUCUGAACUGUCUACCUCUACAACACAUGUGAUGUCUGUGAAUGUUUUGUCAAUAUUUUUUUAAUCCGUCCAAUUAUGUGAGUUUGAUUUAACGCCUCCUUGAACAGUAUUCCAGUUAUAACACAGUGUGUCAGCUUGAUGUUGGAGGAAAGCCUGAAGUGAAGCACUUCCACUACCACUUUAGUGAAACAGUGCUGACAUACCUAGAAACAUAAUCAGGGCGAACCAGAAUUUCGAAUCCUGUUACACCAAAGGGAUGCAACUCUUCACAGUGUAAGCUUCACAUAGCCAUAUCUCAGCAUGAUUGUUGUUGACAUUUACAAACAUUUACAAACAUUUCCUAAGUUUCCUGUACUUCUGCUUGCUUGAGAUUUUGUUCAAAGUAUUGAAUCACUUUGUGUACAUUGACAUUGACCUUUUUCUCUUUUUUUACCUUGACCCAGGUCAUUCUGCUCAAUUCUUUAAAAAUACAUUUUUUUACUGUAAAUAGACCUAAAAGUAGUUGUGAAUAUUCCUAAUCACAUGUUUAAAAAUUGUAUUUAAUGUUCUUUAUGAAAAUUAUUUAUUUGUGGUACGUGCUGUGGAAGUAUAUCAACAGUAAAUACUGCUGAAUAUGAAUAUUUAGAAGAAACACAUGGAUAGGAGUUAUAGGAAUAUAUACAUACAUGUUCUAUUAUACAAAGGUGUACAGAACUCAUGGCUAACACAGACCUGUGAUAUCCCUGGAAGUAUAUCGAACAGUAAAUACUGCUCAAUAUGAAUAUUUAGAAGAAACACAUGGAUAGGAGUUAUAGGAAUAUAUACAUACAUGUUCUAUUAUACAAAGAUGUACAGAACUCAUGGCUAACACAGACCUGUGAUAUCCCUGGAAGUAUAUCGAACAGUAAAUACUGCUCAAUAUGAAUAUUUAGAAGAAACACAUGGAUAGGAGUUAUAGGAAUAUAUACAUACAUGUUCUAUUAUACAAAGAUGUACAGAACUCAUGGCUAACACAGACCUAUGAUAUCCCUGGAAGUAUAUCGAACAGUAAAUACUGCUCAAUAUGAAUAUUUAGAAGAAACACAUGGAUAGGAGUUAUAGGAAUAUAUACAUACAUGUUCUAUUAUACAAAGAUGUACAGAACUCAUGGCUAACACAGACCUAUGAUAUCCCUGGAAGUAUAUCGAACAGUAAAUACUGCUCAAUAUGAAUAUUUAGAAGAAACACAUGGAUAGGAGUUAUAGGAAUAUAUACAUACAUGUUCUAUUAUACAAAGAUGUACAGAACUCAUGGCUAACACAGACCUAUGAUAUCCCUGGAAGUAUAUCGAACAGUAAAUACUGCUCAAUAUGAAUAUUUAGAAGAAACACAUGGAUAGGAGUUAUAGGAAUAUAUACAUACAUGUUCUAUUAUACAAAGAUGUACAGAACUCAUGGCUAACACAGACCUGUGAUAUCCCUGGAAGUAUAUCAACAGUAAAUACUGCUCAAUAUGAAUAUUUAGAAGAAACACAUGGAUAGGAGUUAUAGGAAUAUAUACAUACAUGUUCUAUUAUACAAAGAUGUACAGAACUCAUGGCUAACACAGACCUGUGAUAUCCCUGGAAGUAUAUCAACAGUAAAUACUGCUCAAUAUGAAUAUUUAGAAGAAACACAUGGAUAGGAGUUAUAGGAAUAUAUACAUACAUGUUCUAUUAUACAAAGAUGUACAGAACUCAUGGCUAACACAGACCUGUGAUAUCCCUGGAAGUAUAUCAACAGUAAAUACUGCUCAAUAUGAAUAUUUAGAAGAAACACAUGGAUAGGAGUUAUAGGAAUAUAUACAUACAUGUUCUAUUAUACAAAGAUGUACAGAACUCAUGGCUAACACAGACCUGUGAUAUCCCUGGAAGUAUAUCGAACAGUAAAUACUGCUCAAUAUGAAUAUUUAGAAGAAACACAUGGAUAGGAGUUAUAGGAAUAUAUACAUACAUGUUCUAUUAUACAAAGAUGUACAGAACUCAUGGCUAACACAGACCUGUGAUAUUCUCACAAUGUACAUAACAGCAGUUGCCAUGUGAGUCAUACCCAUGUCCAGAACAGGAAACAAGGAAGACAUGCUUGAAUGUACUUCCACACAUUAUUAAAUGUUAUUGAAAUAGAAUUUAUUUUACUUACCUAUGUGAAGGUCACACUAAAUUAAUCACCUGAUCAUCAAAUUUCCAAAACCCUUGAUUGAGAUAUUUUAGAGAUUGAUAUGGUUCAUUGGUCCAGGGAUUGCUCUUCAUUGAAGACCGACACAAAUCUAAGCUGAGCCAUGGCUGUGCCUCUACUCCAAGGUGUACAAAGUCAUGAUAAACAACAACUUUAAUAUCUGUAUUCAUUUUCAUUGCUGCAUCAGACAUAUAAUAUAAAAAGUGGUAAAUACUAUAUUUAGAAAUUGACUUCAAUAAUCUUUGAGUUUAUGGGGGUAAUAACAUAAAACUUUUGUGCAAACUGUGUAAUUCAGCACGGCAGAUUUAUGCAAAGUGUCUGUACCGUUUUUUACGUUUGUACUUCCAUAAAUGCAAAUAUAUAUUGAAUUCGUUUCUUAUUGAUAAAUAUAUGGACAGUAAUAACUUUACAGACUGUUUUUUUGUCAGUAACACAAACAAUCUGUAGACAAUAAUACAAAAAGUAAGCAAGUCUGGAAACUGUUGUCCCUUAGAGGGUGUGGCAAAAUCGGUGGGUGGGGUGGGGGUGGGUGUUAUUGUAAUAAUAAUUGAUUGCUUAACCAAUCAUUUCAUAAGGAAUCAUGUGUAAUGUAUUCAUGAAGUGGUAACUGGUAUAUUCUAUCUUUAUUCUAUAAUAUGCAGCUAUAUUUAAAAAGUUCAAACAGAAAGUCAUACAAGCUGUGUAAUAUUUAGUAUUCACUGGACUCAAUCUCAUUAAAAUCAGAUCUAGGUUGUCGCUGCUGCUAAACAAAGAUAGGGAGAACUAAGAUCUGAUUUUAAUGAGAUUGCACUGGACUAGUAAUCACUACAUGCUAGGCACAACAUGAUUAGUUUAUUAUAAUAAAUGUAAAGAAAUUUUAGCCAACAAUCAAACUGCAACAGAAAAAAAUAAUUUGUAGUUGUAGUAGUUUAUUCAAUAAUGUCAUUGUCAUGUAUAACCUGGGCCUAUGGCCUAUAUUAGUUUUUUGAAUAAGCCACUACUACACCUGAAAGAGAAAUGUUUCCAUAGUAUUAUGAAAGAGAGAAUUUUAAAGUAUUUGAAACUAAUAUGGUAUAGACCAUCAGACUUUUAGAUUUAGAUUGUCAAUUUAUUUUGAUUACAGAGUUUAAUUGUGACAAGGAUGCAGUCAAGGUGAUGCAGAAAGACCCAGCACCAGUACUGAUGGUCCCCCUUUUACAAGUGAUGUAUGGGGGUGUGCAGAUCUGACAAUUAAAAUUACUAAAAAAUACUUUGGCCAUAUCCUGACAAUAUUUCAUCAAUUUCAGUCUUAAUAUAAGUACAAGGGUUUUAAGGUUUACUGUAUAUAACAUUAUGAAUUAUACUAGAUCAUGUUACCAUUUUUGUUAAGUUUGUAUUUUUAUACACUUUAAAUCCAUAUAUUUUAAAUGUGUGCUUUUUUGUAUAUGCAAAUUAUAUCAUAACAAUA